AUGGCGUCUUCCUCGACGGAAGACACAAAAAAGCCACCGCUGUCCACCACUGACGACGUCCAAAAUGACGUCGAGAAGAAUCGAGGCGAUGCCUCAUCAGACGACCCCUACAGCAUCCUCUCCGAACGGAAGAAAGUCUGUCUGAUGAUCACCGCUUCGUUCGCGGGCCUGAUCUCUCCCCUGUCGAGCACGGUCUACUUCCCAGCCCUAACCUCUCUGGCCGAUGCGAUGCACGUCUCCUCCACGCGCAUCAACCUCACCGUCAUGAUGUACCUCAUCUUCCAAGGCAUCGCCCCCUCGUUCAUCGGCUCCUUCUCCGACACCCACGGCCGCCGCCCCGCCUACCUGGUCAGCUUUGUGAUCUACCUCGGGGCCAACAUCGGUUUAGCGCUGCAAACCCACUACGCCGCCCUGAUGGUCCUCCGCUGCCUGCAAGCGUGCGGCAGCAGCGGCACCAUCGCACUGGGCAGCGCCGUCGUGGCCGACGUCUCCACGCGGGCCGAACGGGGCAAAUACAUCGGCUACGCCAGCAUGGGGCUGACCCUGGGUCCGGCCCUGGGACCGGUGAUCGGGGGCCUGAUCGACCAUUUCUGCGGCUGGCGCUGGAUCUUCUGGUUUUUGACGAUUCUGUCUGGUGUGUUCCUGGCAGCCAUCGCCCUGUUUCUGCCCGAGACGUGCCGCGCAGUCGUCGGCAACGGCUCGAUUCCCGCCGCGCGAUGGAACCGUCCCGUCUUCAGCGCGCUGGCACCGACCACCACCACCACCAAAUCCACAUCCAAAACAACAACCUCCACAACCUCGAUCACCACCCCCAUCCUAACACGAACCACCCCCAAGCCCCAACGCCUCAACCCCCUCCGCUCCGCCCGCCUCGUCCUCGACAAAGAAAACGCCCUGAUCCUCACCUACGGCGCCCUGCUCUACGCCGGGAUGGCCGCCGUGCUAACCACACUGACCACAACCCUCGCCACCCACUACGACUUCAACACGAUCCAAAUCGGGCUGUGCUACCUGCCGAUGGGGCUGGGCAGCCUCACCUCGCGGUACACCGUGGGGUUCCUGCUGGACCGGACGUUCCGGCGGCACGCGCACGCGCAGCAGCUGCGCAUCAUCAGGAACACGCAGCAGGACAUUAGUGCCUUCGACAUCGAGCGCGCGCGCCUGACCGUCGCGAUCCCGCUCGCCUACGCCGCGGCGCUCGUCUUCGUCGCCUACGGCUGGGUCAUGCAGGCCCGCGUCUCGCUGGCGGGGCCUGUGCUCACCCUCUUCGUCGGCAGUCAUCUCCUGACCGGGGCGUUUACCGCCCUGAGCACCCUCAUCGUCGAUCUGAACAGGGGUAGUCCCGCGACGGCUGUGGCGGCGAAUAAUCUCGUCCGGUGUUUGUUGGGUGCUGGGGCCACGGCCGGGGCGGCGCCGGUGAUUGAGAGGAUUGGCAUCGGGUGGAUGGCGGUGGUGAUGGCGGUGGUGUGGGUGGUGGCUAGUCCGUGUUUGUGGGGGGUGUAUUUGUGGGGGUUUGGGUGGAGGAGAGCGAGAUCGGGGAUGGGGGAGGGGGAGGGAGUAGAGGUAUAG
Molecule: messenger RNA, 1569 nt
Organism: Aspergillus japonicus CBS 114.51
Lineage: Eukaryota; Fungi; Ascomycota; Eurotiomycetes; Eurotiales; Aspergillaceae
Product: MFS general substrate transporter
Exons: 2
Coding region: 1-1569 (522 amino acids)
Biological process (GO): transmembrane transport
Molecular function (GO): transmembrane transporter activity
Source: RefSeq, a predicted model, not a curated record